Molecule: messenger RNA, 1054 nt
Organism: Cryphonectria parasitica EP155
Lineage: Eukaryota; Fungi; Ascomycota; Sordariomycetes; Diaporthales; Cryphonectriaceae
Product: NAD(P)-binding protein
Exons: 2
Coding region: 52-882 (276 amino acids)
Cellular component (GO): intracellular anatomical structure
Molecular function (GO): oxidoreductase activity, acting on NAD(P)H, oxygen as acceptor
Source: RefSeq, a predicted model, not a curated record
UCCUUUCCUUUUUCCUCCUUCCAAAUAUCUGUAUGCAAAGAUCUCGUCAAGAUGGCGGAUACCCUAGAAGAUGUCCGCCCCAUGUUCGAGCUGCGAGGGCAGAACUACGUCGUGACAGGCGGCGCCCAGGGGAUCGGCUUUGCCGUGACGAGGGCCAUCUGCGAAAUGGGCGGGAACGUGGCCGUGCUGGACAUCCAGGAGAAGCCCGUGGACGAGAAGGAGUGGGCCAACCUGAGCCAGAAGUUUGGAGCCAAGACAAUUUAUAUACGAACAGAUGUGACCAAGCAGGAAAGCCUCAACUCGGCGUUCGCUGCGGCCAUCAAGGAGCUUGGAUCCCUUGAUGGGUUGGUGCCUGCAGCGGGGAUUGCCAUUGACAAGCCCUUUAUCGAACAGACGUGGGAGGAGUUUACGAGGAUACAGGAGAUCAACGUCAGAGGCACAUUCUUCGCCGCCCAACUGGCUGCAAAGCAGAUGCUGUCCCAAGGCAGAGGAGGCAGCAUCGUUCUCAUCGCCUCGCAGUCAAGCCACAUCGCCCUUCCGGGCUACCGGAUGGCCGCAUACAACGCCAGCAAGGGAGGCGUGCUGAUGCUGUCCAAGGCGCUGGCCGUCGAGCUCGCCCCGCACAAGAUCCGGGUGAACACCAUCUCGCCUGGGUUUGUGGACUCAGACAUGACGAGGACGGUCCGGGAGAUGAAGAGCAAGAGGGAAGGGGAUCAGAUGUGGCUGGCUCCGCCGAUGCAGAGGCUCAGCACGCAGAAUGAUCUGACAGGGGCUGUGGUGUACCUGCUGAGCGAUGCGAGCCGCUUUACUACUGCCGCGGAUAUUCAGAUCACGGGCGGGUUGCAUGUCGGUACUAUUGAUGGAGUCAUCAGCUACGAGUAGUGGGCAGAAGAAGUGUGUAUGCUGUAUGGUUGAAACCAACAGCCUGACCCUAAGUCCCUCCGAGUGGCCGCUGGCGAUCGGUUGUUUCCUGUCCUUCUUACUACACCCAAUUUCAAUUCAGUAGGUCAUUGCAUAGAGAAGUUUCUCAAAAUUCAAGACUCUAAAGAUCACG